Molecule: messenger RNA, 1965 nt
Organism: Gavialis gangeticus (Gharial)
Lineage: Eukaryota; Metazoa; Chordata; Crocodylia; Gavialidae
Gene: LZTFL1
Product: leucine zipper transcription factor like 1
Exons: 11
Coding region: 117-1007 (296 amino acids)
Biological process (GO): negative regulation of protein localization to cilium
Cellular component (GO): cytoplasm
Source: RefSeq, a predicted model, not a curated record
CCAAUGAGGACCGAGGCCAGGAGCUCGCGAGGCUUCGUUCUCUAUGGCAACAGUCCGCUGGUGACCAACUGCCACCUAGCCUCCUCCCUCCCCGCCCGGGAGCCGUUAGGGUCGCUAUGGCAGAGCUAGGACUGAAUGAGCACCACCAGAAUGAAGUGAUCAACUACAUGCGCUUUGCUCGUUCAAAGCGUGGUCUGCGACUCAAGACUGUAGAUUCUUGCUUUCAGGACCUUAAGGACAGCAGGCUGGUGGAAGAGACCUUCACAGUAGAUGAGGUGACAGAAAUUCUGGAUGGGCUACAGACUGUGGUACACAGUGAAGUGGAAUCAGAGCUCAUUAACACUGCGUACACCAAUGUGUUACUCCUGCGCCAACUUUUUUCACAGGCUGAGAAAUGGUAUCUUAAGCUACAGACUGACAUCUCUGAGUUGGAAAAUCGAGAAUUGUUGGAACAAGUUGCUGAAUUUGAAAAGUCAGAAUUUAAGUCUUCAAACAAGAAGCCCAAUGCAGAACUCGUUAAACCUAAACUUGCUCCAUUAAAUGAAGGUGGGUCAGAGCUGCUAAACAAGGAAAUUGCAAGACUUCAAGAAGAAAAUGAAAAACUGAAGACCAGACUCAAAACUAUAGAAACACAGGCUACAACUGCAUUGGAAGAAAAAUCAAAACUAGAAAAGUCACUGAAAGAUUUACAGACGAUUCAAGAUGAAAAGGCUAAUAUAACCCAGGAUAUCAGUGAACUGGAAAAUACAGUGGCUACUCUGAAAUGCCAGUUUGAGAAGACAUUGAAUGACAAUACUGCAAACCAAAAGUCCUUGGAGGAGAACUUAAUGACAACAAAGCAUGACCUACUCAAGGUUCAGGACCAGUUAUCUAUAGCUGAAAAGGAGCUGGAGAAGAAAUUUCAGCAAACAGCUGCUUACCGCAACAUGAAAGAGAUACUCACCAAGAAGAAUGAGCAGAUAAAGGAGCUACGGAAAAGACUUUCAAAGUAUGAAGCAGAAGAUUAAGAUUUGAAGCACAUUUGAUCUGUCAAGAAGCUGCCACACAAAGAAAAUGUAGACUAUUGUGUUACUUUCUAAGAAUUUGAUUUGAAUGGUUUAUUUUCUGCUUCUGCCAUUAAAAAUAGCAUUUUAUGACACUAAAAAUCCUGCUUGAGUUACCUGAGAACAGUUUAUUGUGCACCCAAGUUCCUGGAUUCAUGCCUUUUUUUAAUAGUUGAGUUUCUCUGGUCCCUAGGAAUAACAAAGGCUGAAUUAAGAUGGUUCUUUACAAAGAAAGAAGUUUUAUUUUUGUUAAAAAAGCCAAAAAAUAAAACAAAAUACAUGGGUAUUUCUGUAGAUUGCUGUGACAAAUUCUAAGUAUUGUUUCCCUGUAAUAUACAUGCCCAAGAGGUGGCAUUUUCUAGAAGAAUCACACCAGUAAAAAUAAGAAACAAGAAAACAAGCUAAUUUCACAAAAUUAAUCUUCACAUUGGAUGCCUGAUUUCCUGAAUAUUUGCUGAAAAAUGUGUGGAAUGUGUAUUCAAGCCAAAUGAUGCCUCUAGUGGGGAAAAACUAAUUUUUUCCCUUGAAUAUGUUAGACAUAAGCACUAGUGCUGACAUCUGCAAUAUAUCGCAGAUCUAAAUUGCUUAACAGCAAUGCCACCAAACAGAAAAUUAUCCUUUGCUACAUCAGAAAUUGUUAAUGACAUUUUAACUUGAAUAUUGAAAUUCUGACUAAUUUAUAAAUAUUUGUAAUGUUAAUAUGAUGAUAGGUUGGAGAUAGAGCAACUUUUUAUAGAAGAGCAUAAAGCAGUGUGUGGUAGAUUUUUCCUUCAGUUCUUAUUGCAUCUUCAACUAGAUGAGAGUUCAUUUGUCUUCUUUUAUUUAAUCUACUCUUCCAGCCUCUUGAAGAUACAUGUUAUCUGUUUGUCUGUGUUCAUAUGUAUGUUGUAUACUACUCUAAAUAAAGCUGUUUUCAAACAGU